This is a messenger RNA of Vombatus ursinus (common wombat), 2508 nucleotides long. It is a transcript of the gene SPATA32, whose product is annotated as spermatogenesis associated 32. Lineage: Eukaryota; Metazoa; Chordata; Mammalia; Diprotodontia; Vombatidae. Gene Ontology annotation, biological process: spermatogenesis. The record is from RefSeq and is a predicted model, not a curated record. Gene Ontology annotation, molecular function: calcium ion binding. The coding region runs from base 1 to 2508 and encodes 835 amino acids. The transcript is spliced from 13 exons.
AUGGCUUUCCGGAAGGUGCUCACCUGUUUGCAGUUACAGGAACUGGGGCGCGUGGCGGAGAGAGGGCCGGGCCCCCGCCGUCCCUACCUCCUUCUGCCUCUUUCCCCCGCAGGCCCCAGCCGCCCGUGUGACGUCACAGUGAGCCGUGAAGCCACAGGUUCCCCGCCGCUCCUCCCCCCGAGGCAGCGGCGGGGAUUCAAAGACCGCGCUGGAAGCGGAGGGGCAAGCAGCAGCUACCAGCCCACUCCCCGAUUCGGGGCAGGCACUGGAGUCAGCAUGGGGGUGACAGGUGCGAGAAGGAGGGGCGCCGAGGCAAGGGCAAGGGGAAUGGGUACCGAGGGCUCUAGCCGGGGCCAGGACCGCAGAGACGUCCCCCGAGCAUGUGCUGAGCGCACGUCUGCGUUCACUUCAGGGGUAACUUGCCAGUACCCCCCUGACUUCUCCUACGAGGAGGAACUCAAGACCAAGUCCUUUGGGAGCUAUAACGCUCUUAGCCAGCAAGGGUCGGAUUUCAGGAGGGUCGCAGAGGAGGAGUUGGAGGAGGAGUUGGAGGAGGACCUGCCUUCCGCCCACCCCGAGCGCACCUGCUCCCUCCCUUUCAGGCUGUCGGGCCCGCCGAGGGGUCCCCGUGAUGACUUUCACGACCCCGACCCCCCGCCUGAACCUGGGGAAGACGAGAUCGAGCUGUUAGAUGACACCCUUGACCUGGAAGCCGAGCAGGACCUGGAGUCUGAGUCCGAGUUGGAGUCCGAACUGGAACCAGAACCUCAGCUGCUCCCAGAAUCGGAGUCCGAGCUAGAAGACGAAGUCCCUGUCCCAGUCAGCGUCUUCGUUCAAACCUCCAAUCUGGCAUUUAGCCUGACCCCGAGGAAGAUGCCCCCGGGACCCAGAGUGAAUGUCCAGAUCCAGACGGCUGUUGGGCCCAAAGGGGCAUUGGAGUUAAGUAUUUCCCACGAGCCCCGGAGCCCGGAGCCCUUACCGGUGAAGGAUGGUCUGCACCAUACAUUCCGGUCAGUCUUUGUGCAAACCUCCAGGCACCUGUUCCGGAUAGACAAGCUGAUACAGGCGUCUGACCAUCGCCUCAAGCAGCCAUUAGGGAUAGGGUGCCACCCAUUCCCAAUGCGAGACUGGCCUUUCCAGAAAUCUUUUGGACGAACCUCCAAGGAAAGCCUGCUCUCUGGCAACAAAUUGUCCAAGAUGUUCAUGGAGGACGUUAGAAUCCAAACCUCUCACCCAAGCCUGGGCAUUGAAGGUUUCCCACCACAGACCCCCAUUCAAGUAUUACUACCAGAAAGGUCGCCCUCAGAAAUCCAGUUGCUACCUUCCCGAAGCUUGUCUGCUAAAUUCUCGGAGCCACUGGACUUCAGAAUACUAGACUUUCGUCCAACCUCUGCCAGCCUUCCCCCAGCGCUGGUUUCUAGUACUGCGACCUCUUGCAAUUCCUCUUCCACAGAGCUGAUACUAGAUUCCAAAGCUCUGAUUUCCUGCAAGUCUUCCACAGGGCUGAGAAUGAGCUCCAGGUCACCCAUGACCCAAGAAUCGACCACGGACCUUUCCAUAGCAACUGAGCAGCCAGUCUCACCUUUGCCCCUCCUGAAGCCACCAGAAGCAGGGGAGCCUCAGAAGUCCAUCAGCCAGGAAUUUGCCCCGAAGCCAGGCUAUGCUCUGAACAUGACCAAGGCAGCCUCAGAAAGAGCAUCCAUGGAAGGGGAAGUUAACCCUCUCCACUCUCCAUCUUUAGCUCCAGUGUCAUCGGGACCUUGGAAAGAGUGGUCAUCAGCAGAGCACCAGGAGAUCCACAGUGAUACAGAAAUUGUACAGGUGAAGAAAGAACUUUUGGCCUCUUGCACUACCCAACAGGCUCAGGCAAGGCCUUAUGGAGGAGACAAGCCCCAGAGGAGACGAGACCUCUCUAGCCUCUUUUCACCAGUGGACAUCCCUGCCGAGUAUGAGCAUCCUCUGACCGCUAGGCAGGUGGCAGCCUUCCAGGAUGUCUUCCAACUGUUUAAACCGGGCUCCCAGGGCAAGCUGGACAUGAGGAGCAUGAAGGGGGCACUACCGACUGUUGGCAUCCAGCUGAGCCCCCAGGAAGUGUGUGAGGCCCUGCGGCGGGCUGACCUGGAUGGUGAUGGAGCUGUUGACUUUGAGGACUUCCUUGGGAUCCUGACAGACAAUCAUCGCUUUGCCCAAUGCAUGGAUGUCCCAGGUCCCUAUUCUCAGGUCCCCAACCUGCCCUCUCGGACACGGUCGACCGAAAGGAGGAUUCGCAGCAGAGGUCCCCGACUCUCCAACCUGGCCAGGCCCUGCGACAAACCCAAGCCGCCUCAGCGAGAGGCACCUCGGCCGCAGGCCCCGGAUAAAAAGCCCAUAGGUCAACGACCACAGUCAGAAGAGGGGACUGCAGAGCUGAGACCAGCUCCCUCCCCACCCACCCUGGUCCAGAGCCAACUCCCUUCCCCACCCCCUCCUACCCCACAGAGUCAUUCUUUACCAAAUGUUUACCAAUAA